Messenger RNA from Nicotiana attenuata, 875 nucleotides. RefSeq lists its product as uncharacterized. Bases 46 to 570 code for a protein of 174 amino acids. The transcript has 2 exons. Gene Ontology annotation, molecular function: electron transfer activity. Lineage: Eukaryota; Viridiplantae; Streptophyta; Magnoliopsida; Solanales; Solanaceae. The record is from RefSeq and is a predicted model, not a curated record.
UUCUCUUCUCUUCAUUGGCAAAUCAAAGAACUAUACUUGGGCAAAAUGGCUUCGGCUAACGUACAAACAUUUCUGUUUCUUGUAGUGUUCUAUUUCAUGUUUGGCGUUAGUCUGGCCAACUUUAACUACACUUGGGGACCAGGAAACUGGAACAAAACUAAUUGCCCCUAUGGUAAUAAUCACCCAAAUGUUACCCAAACUUCAAAUAAAUUCAUCGUUGGGGGUUCCGAAAAUUGGCAUUAUGGCUUCGACUACAUGGAUUGGGCUCGCAAAAAUGGCCCUUUCUUUGUCAAUGACACACUAGUUUUCAAGUAUGAUCCGCCAAACCCAAAUGGUGGGUUUCCACACAGUGUAUAUUUAUUACCAAACUAUUGGAGCUUCAUCAAGUGCGACUUCAGAAGGGCUAAGAGGAUAGCAAAUCCGAACCAUAUGGGUGCAGGUGAAGGAUUCGAGUUCGUGCUGAAGAAAAUGCAGCCUUAUUAUUUUGCCGGUGGAGAGCAUGAGGGAAUCCAUUGCAACAAUGGGACAAUGAAGUUUGUUGUGAUGCCCCUCAAACGCUGGCCUUUCUAAGUUGACGAUGAGAUCUUGCUGGCUGUUGCUUGAAACUUGACGGAGAAUGCUGACCAAAUACUGUACCAAACAGUCAAUUUUUUGGAAAAUAGUUCUUACAAGAGUUUUAGAUGCAAACACUAUAUAUUUAUAUUCACAAAAGAUUGUUAUUUGAAAUGAAGAAAUGAAAAUCCCCAGAACUACAACCGAAUAUAGUUGUCACCUUAAUUUUGGCAGAAACUCCCCAGAAAUUAAUGUAGCUUAUCCUAGUGCUGUCUUUCCGUUGCACCAAAAUAGACUUAUGAAUAUAUAAAAAAAUUAAAAGA